GGUCACACGCACCUGGGCUGAAAACAGCUGGCAUCUGAAACCCCUUGGACUUGCUGGAGACAGCCUGGUCUACCUGCGGAUGUUGUGAAUUAGGAGCUGGCCAAAGAGUGGGAGAGCUCCAGCAUCCCUCCCUGGAAAAGAUUGGGAAGCAUGGCUGCUAAGAAACUAAGAAGAGCACAGUUGUCCCAGGAAAUGUGUGAAAGGCUGAGUCGCUAUCAGAUCACUACCUGCCAGGACUUCUUAUGUCUUUCCCUCUUGGAGCUAAUGAAAGUGACGGGACAGAGCUACUAUGAGGUGCAGAAGCUUCUUUGUAAAGUCAGCCGAGCUUGUGCUCCCAAGAUGCAGACGGCUUAUGAAAUGAAACUAAGGAAGUCUGUCAAUCCUUCUUCAGCCUUUUUAUCCACCACUCUUCAUAGUUUGGAUAGAGUCCUCAAUGGUGGAGUGCCUUGUGGAUCCCUCACAGAGAUAACUAGCCCACCAGGUUGUGGCAAAACUCAGUUUUGUAUUAUGUUGAGUGUUCUGGCUACGCUGCCUGUAAGCAUGGGAGGACUAGGUGGGGCUGUUAUAUACAUCGACACAGAGUCUGCAUUCAGUGCUGAAAGGUUGAUUGAGAUAGCAGCGAGCAGAUUCCUUACCUAUUUUGACUCAGAUGAAAAGCUGCUCUGCAUGACCCGUAGCAUCCACGUGUACCGAGAGCUGACCUGUUGCUGUGUACUGAAGAGGAUUAUGUCUUUGGAAGAAGAAAUUAUUUCGAAGAAAGUUAAACUUAUAAUAAUUGACUCUGUUGCUUCAGUUGUCAGAAAGGAGUUUGAUACAAAACUCCAGGGCAAUCUGGCAGAGAGAAGUAACUUUUUGACUAGAGGAGCAUCAGUGUUGAAGUAUUUGGCAGAGGAGUUCUCAAUACCAGUUAUCUUGACGAAUCAGAUUACCACAUCUCUGAGCAGUGGCCCUGCGAUCCAGGCAGACCUGGUGUCUCCAGCUGAUGAUUUGUCCCUGUCUGAAGGAUCUUCUGUGAGUGGGAAGAGGGAUUCUGGUUGUGUGACAGCAGCCCUUGGCAACACGUGGAGUCACAGCGUCAACACCAGGCUCAUACUACAAUACCAUGACUUGCCAACAAGACAGCUCCUGGUUGCUAAAUCCCCUGUUGCUCCAUUCUCCACUUUUUUCUACACCAUUGAGAAAUCAGGCUUGGUUCUUCAGGACCGAAAGGAUCAAACCAGUUUAGUUUGGGAAGGGACCAAUCCUGCCCUGCAGCCCAUACGAGUGAGGAACACUGCCUUGAAAGAUACUUUUCAUGAUGCUGCUCUACCCAGCACUACUGGUGAGACUUCAAGAAACACAUCAAAUCUAUAGAAAGGACAAAUGAAACAUCCCCAAAGACUUGAAUAAAUAAUAACAUUGGUUUUCAAAAA
Messenger RNA from Prinia subflava (tawny-flanked prinia), 1412 nucleotides. It is a transcript of the gene RAD51B, whose product is annotated as RAD51 paralog B. The record is from RefSeq and is a predicted model, not a curated record. NCBI's taxonomy places the organism in Eukaryota, Metazoa, Chordata, Aves, Passeriformes, Cisticolidae. Bases 151 to 1353 code for a protein of 400 amino acids. Gene Ontology annotation, cellular component: replication fork; Rad51B-Rad51C-Rad51D-XRCC2 complex. The transcript is spliced from 11 exons. Gene Ontology annotation, molecular function: single-stranded DNA binding; four-way junction DNA binding; double-stranded DNA binding. Gene Ontology annotation, biological process: double-strand break repair via homologous recombination.